GCUCCGGGUCAGGGGUCAGCCGCGCAACAUGGCGGCGGCGGUGACCUUCUGUCGGUUGCUGGGCAGUAGUCGCUCGGCCGCGCUGAGCCUGCCCCAGGGCGCCAGGUGUUUCGGGGUGCGGACUUCGCCGACUGGGGAGAAGAUCACGCACACCGGCCAGGUUUAUGAUGCUAAAGAUUAUAGGCAAAUCCGGUUUGCAGGCCGUCAAAAGGAGGUAAAUGAGAACUUUGCCAUCGACUUGAUCGCUGAGCAGCCCGUGAGUGAGGUAGAGAGCCGCGUGAUAUCAUGUGAUGGCGGUGGAGGAGCGCUGGGCCACCCGAGAGUGUACAUAAACUUGGACAAGGAAACAAAAACCGGGACAUGUGGUUACUGUGGGCUCCAGUUCAAACAGCAUCAUCACUAGGUGGGUGCUGCACUCCUGGUUCCCACGAGGCUGUGCGUGAGGAUGCGAUGUCAGAGAUAAAACACGGAGAUCCGAGUGCUGUAGUCAGAACUUUAUUUGAAUAAAGAUGUUACUGUAAAGGAA
Messenger RNA from Loxodonta africana (African savanna elephant), 526 nucleotides. It is a transcript of the gene NDUFS6, whose product is annotated as NADH:ubiquinone oxidoreductase subunit S6. The record is from RefSeq and is a predicted model, not a curated record. The transcript has 4 exons. NCBI's taxonomy places the organism in Eukaryota, Metazoa, Chordata, Mammalia, Proboscidea, Elephantidae. The coding region runs from base 29 to 403 and encodes 124 amino acids. Gene Ontology annotation, biological process: mitochondrial electron transport, NADH to ubiquinone.